AUGCUUAUUCCCAAGGCAGACCGAAAGAAGAUCCACGAGUACCUCUUCCGAGAGGGCUGUGCCGUGGCAGCUAAGGAUUACAACUUGGCCGCUCACCCCGAGAUCGAGGGUGUCAAGAACCUGUUCGUCAUCAAGGCUCUCCAGUCCUUGACCUCCCGCGGCUAUGUCAAGACCCAGUUCUCGUGGCAAUACUACUACUACACCCUGACUCCCGAGGGUCUCGACUACCUACGCGAGUGGCUGCACCUUCCCGCCGAGAUUGUCCCUGCGACGCACAUCAAGCAGCAGCGAUCCCACGCUCCUCCCCGUGGCAUGAUGGGUGAGGGUGAGCGCGAGCGGAGACCUUUCGGUGGACGUGGCCGUGGCGACCGUGGCGACCGUGAGGGCGGAUACCGACGACGUGAUGCUGGUGAGGGCAAGGAGGGUGGUGCUCCUGGCGACUUCGCUCCUCAGUUCCGUGGUGGCUUUGGCCGUGGUCGUGGCGCGCCGCCAUCAUAA
Phaeoacremonium minimum UCRPA7 is the source of this 498-nucleotide messenger RNA. RefSeq names its product putative 40s ribosomal protein s10-a protein. Gene Ontology annotation, molecular function: RNA binding; structural constituent of ribosome. Bases 1 to 498 code for a protein of 165 amino acids. The transcript is spliced from 5 exons. Gene Ontology annotation, cellular component: cytosolic small ribosomal subunit. Lineage: Eukaryota; Fungi; Ascomycota; Sordariomycetes; Togniniales; Togniniaceae. The record is from RefSeq and is a predicted model, not a curated record.